AUGCGUUCUCUCUUCAAGGUCCUCGCUACCUCCGCGCUGCUGGGCGCGGCAGCUCAAGGCGCGUUUGCAUCUCAAGACGGCUCUGAGGUUUCCGAAAUCCCUGCCGGAAGAGAUCAAGUUGCUGAAGUGCUGCAGCGCCCUGUGCAGCAGCCAGCUGCUGCUGAGGAAGCAUUAGAUCAGGUGCCUGUGGAAACUGCAACAGCAGAGGAAAUAGCGGAAGCAAUUGCAGCAGCAGCAGCAGCAGAGGAAGAGGCUGCAGCAGCAGCAGCAGCAGCAGAGGAAGAGGCUGCAGCAGCAGCCCCAGCUGAGGAGGAAGCAGCAGCAGCAGCCCCAGCUGAGGAAGAAGCAGCAGCAGCAGCACCAGCUGAGGAAGAAGCAGCAGCAGCAGCACCAGCUGAGGAAGCAGCAGCAGCAGCACCAUGUGCAGGAGAAGCAGCUGCAGCAGUAGAAGCAGCAGCCGCGGAGGAAGCAGCAGCAGCACCAUCCGAGGAAGAGGCAGCAGCAGCAGCACCUUCAGAGGAAGAGGCAGCAGCAGCAGCACCAUCUGAGGAGGAGGCAGCAGCAGCAGCAACUGAGGAAGAGCCAGCAGCAGAGGCACCGGCAGAGGAGGAGGCAGCAGCAGCAGCCGACGAGGAGGCAGCAGCAGCAGAGCAGCAGCAGCAGCAGCAGCAGCAGCAGGCCGUUGAGGAAGCCGGUGCCGAAUCCGCAGAACAGGAAGGUGCUUCUGCUGCUGCAGCAGCAGCAGCAGCAGCAGAGGAGGAGGCUGCAGCAGCAGCAGCAGCGGAGGAAGCAGCUUGA
Messenger RNA from Eimeria necatrix, 798 nucleotides. RefSeq lists its product as hypothetical. Lineage: Eukaryota; Apicomplexa; Conoidasida; Eucoccidiorida; Eimeriidae. The transcript is spliced from 3 exons. The record is from RefSeq and is a predicted model, not a curated record. The coding region runs from base 1 to 798 and encodes 265 amino acids.